AUGUCUUCUGCGAAACACUCUCGGGGGUCUUCAAGGACUUCAGACUAUGAAGAACCUACUUGUCUUAUCAAUGACCUCGUCUCCCUCCAAGGGACGGUUAUCCUCUUGUUGGGACUGAUCGCCAUUGCUAUGGCACACCACGGAUACUAUGUGGCGAAGUCUUACUACAAACCAUACGAGCACCAUCAUGGAUACGAGCAUUACCACGGCGGACAUCAUGGGUACGAGCAUGGGCAUCAUGGUCACCAUUAUCACUAACAUCAAUUCAUCAUAAUAAUACUUUAUAAAUGUUUAUAACUUGUUUAAAAAAUGUUUAUACAUAUAUAUUUUGUAACUAAUAUUUAUUAACCAUAUUUAUUUGUAUUUUUCAUUAUUAACAUAUUUUGACUUAUAUUAUAAUUUAUUUUUAAUAAAUAAAUCGGAGGUUAAUCUAG
Messenger RNA from Nezara viridula (southern green stink bug), 434 nucleotides. The record is from the annotation of a GenBank genome assembly. NCBI's taxonomy places the organism in Eukaryota, Metazoa, Arthropoda, Insecta, Hemiptera, Pentatomidae.